This is a messenger RNA of Aphanomyces astaci, 504 nucleotides long. RefSeq lists its product as hypothetical. The transcript has 3 exons. The record is from RefSeq and is a predicted model, not a curated record. Lineage: Eukaryota; Oomycota; Saprolegniomycetes; Saprolegniales; Verrucalvaceae. Bases 1 to 504 code for a protein of 167 amino acids.
AUGAGUCGCAAAGCGAGUCAACGCGGAGAUGAACCUGUGGUGGACGAUGAAAGAGUUUUGAUACUGACCGUCAACAACAACGGAACCAGUGGUGCGAUCAAGCGCUCAAAGCUCGACCGCCACCCUGUUGCAGUGAGCGGGAAGACAGCAGCCAAGUGGUCCGACGACUCGGUGACCUGUAUGUUUCGACUCCGGUUUGUGCAACUGGCCCACAAGUUUGAAAACGUAAAGAACAAUCAAAUGCGCCGCGAUGCGUAUGAAUUACUUGCUGCCGAACUCUCCGUGGAGGUGGAUCAAGUAUUAAGCGCAGAACAAGUUCAAAACAAGGACAUCCACACACGUCACUCAGAGAACUGCCACACACAUUACCCGGAGGACAGCCACACAUAUCACCCGGAGGACAGCCACACAUACCACCCGGAGGACAGGCACGGGCUCCACCGUAGCCACAAUGUGGGCAGUCACACACAGGACACGGAAUACAGCCACACACACCAUCAGUGA